Molecule: messenger RNA, 1275 nt
Organism: Darwinula stevensoni
Lineage: Eukaryota; Metazoa; Arthropoda; Ostracoda; Podocopida; Darwinulidae
Source: the annotation of a GenBank genome assembly
GUCUCCCUGAAAUUUCAAGGUAAAGCUAAGAAAACCAAUUUUCUUGGAUCUACUGGGAGGUGAGAACCUCUGGGGAUUGGAUCCCUGCAUUCAGUGGCUUGAAAAUUAUGAGUGCUUAUCAUUUCAUUGGUACUUAUAAACUUGUAAAGCGAUCUUAAUGAAAGACCCUUGAUUAAAUCAAAUCUUAAAUUACUGUUGAUCACCAUCCGGUUCUAGUUCAUUGAAGGGACUUGGACCAGUUCAUAAAUUGGAGACUCCCUAGUGCUUCCAGAGGUGAUUGAAAGGUCCUUCAAUCAUGGUUGAUCAGAAAGGGAAUGAAAAUCCACUGGGAGUGUCUUGGCACAACAGUCCAGCCAUCCCGAUGCUGAGUCCAGCCACUGUCAUGGACUACUUCUCCGACACCUCAAACCCAUUCUAUGAUAAUACCUGCAAUAAUGAGAUAGUGAAAAUGCAGCGUCUCAACCCAGAGCAGCUUAGUCAAAUGACUGGGAUCGAGUAUACACUGCUGCAUGUACAGGAGCCAAUCCUGUAUGUGGUUCGGAAGCAGCAUCGCCUUUCCCCAACACAGGUGACACCACUCAAUGACUAUUACAUCAUUGCAGGAGUUGUCUACCAGGCCCCAGAUCUCACAGCUGUCUUGAACUCCAGAAUUAUGAGUGUAGUGCACAACAUGAAAGAGGCAUUCGAUGAGGCAUCGUCCUACUCCCGCUAUCAUCCAUCCAAAGGAUAUUGGUGGGAAUUUCCAAACCAGGAAUCUGGGAAGGACAAGGCACCACCCAAGAAGAAGGUGAAGAAGACGAAGGAGGAACCGAGUUCGACAUUUCAACGACAAUGCUUGGACAUGUUGUUGGACGAGUGGACAAGGCGGUUCCCUCCACGACCCAUUCUCCCUGGCCCAGGUCCUCAGGCUUCCACCCAGACAGAUUCUUCCAAGCCUGGAGGUCUUCCAUCUGCUACAACUGCAACAUCUGCUCCCAUUCCCAAUGCAGGUUCUGGCUUAACAUCCACUGCUGCUGGUGGCAUGUCCUCUCUGCCAGCUGUGCAGCUCCCUCAAGGUGGAGAUGAUGGGAAAGUAGAAGUGAAGCAGGAGCCAAGUAGUCCACAAGCCAUGCCUCCACCUGAUAAGAAAUUCCUCUCUUCCUGAUCUCCCACUUCACUUUCCCAAGGAAAUCUCUGACUUUACAUUGAUAUGCUGCAAGGACUGCUCAUGACAGUCUUACUGCUGUAUUGUUUGAUAUUGCAAAAUAAAUUAUUCUCACUUGGGGUCUUGAGGAC